GAAUCACCCACCACACACGGACCGAGCAGCGUGUUAACAGGCAGCUGGAGCAGCGAAGGGAGGACGUUAUGGACAGCAGAGGAUUGGAGUAUACGACGUGGGAAGAAAUAGACAGGUGGGCGGCCGACCCAGAGAGAGUGCCGGAGCCCGCCUGGGAUUCGCUGGAGCAGUGCGAAGAGGGCUAUAGGAUAAUGGAGUCGAAAAGAGUGACACGGCGGCGCAGAGCGAAACCAGAAAAUCAGCCCCAAAAAUUUCUUGGGGGGGGGCUCAGAGGGAGAGUGGCUGAGUCAGGAGACAGACCUGAGCCAACUCUCCCUGUUUAUCGUGAGGAGCAAAGGAGGAGACCAGAACCGGUGUUGGAGGUGAAAUCCUAGACAGAAACCUGAACGAAGUGCACGAGAACUUACUUAUCCUUCUUUUAUCUGCCCAACCAAGAAAUAGCCAUCCUACUUUCUAUACUGAGACCAGAUGGAGCCCAUGUCAGUAUCUCCAAAUGGGAGCACGGAGACAGUGGAGGAUGGUCAUACAGCCUCCCUAGAGGGGGCGCUGAUACACAAGGGCCUGAGGCGCAAGAGAGAAUUCAUUCCAGAGGAGAAGAAGGACUUCACAUACUGGGAGAAGCGUCGCAAGAACAACGAGGCGGCCAAGCGCUCGAGGGAGAAGAGGAGGGUAAACGAUUAUGUGCUGGAGAGCCGCCUGGCAGCCAUGAACAAAGAGAACGCCCGGUUGAACACAGAACUGCUGGCCCUCAAACUCCACUUUGGCCUGGUGAGCCCUGCGGGCUAUGCUGCCCACCAGAGCAGCCUGCUACGGCUCCACCAUGCCCAUACCCACAGCCCUCAUUCUCCGCCACCCAGCAGCCCAACCCAGCCCCUGGACAAGGACGUCUACUGGGGUAGGAGGCCCAGCUACAGAGACCCCUCUACUUUGCCAAAUUACCACCACCUACCCCCUGUCCUGACUGGACAACUGGCUCCUGCCAUGAUCAAUCCACAUGCUCUACCAACUAGAAGGGCCUAUCCAUACUUCUUCGAAAUCCCUGGUGUUGUCCACCCUGCAAACUCAUCCUCCCUUCUCCUGCCCCCGCUUCUCCCCUCUCCCCUAUUGUCCUGGACGGGGGUUCCCCUGCUGAGGCCCACCCCUAGGAGAGGGGGUUCAGAUGAGGAGGGAGAACAGCAGGUCCCAGCAGCCUCCUCCAGUGCUGCAUUACCGCACAAGCUGAGGCUGAAGACCAUCAGAGCUCCUACUGUCCACAGGGAUGUCAGAGACAGGGCUUCCCCCCCGCUCCCGCUCUAUGUAUCUGACUGACUGACCACAUAGCACAUGACACAGCAGCACAGAGCAGACCAACCACAGCACUGAGAACAUGAAGGAUCCAUGCAUAUUUUUAGAUUGGUCUAGUUAGUCUAGCCAGCCAUCUAAACUUGUAGUAAUCAUGGCCGAAUUACCAAUCGAAAACGCAGGGCACGUGCCCAGCUGCCCUGACAUCCACAGAGCCCCCAUUGAUUUUGUUAGUCACUCUCACUCAGAUAUCAUAUUAACCUGGCAAAAGUCAUGGCAAAAUGUGCAGAAUUGCACAAAAUGUCUCCCCACCCAAGGGCAAAAUGUGUAGAAUUGCAGGAAAUUGUCUGUAAAACUGAAGAGAAAAUGUGUCCUGUAAAGCAAACUUAACUGUUUACCUUUGUUAAUAAAAUACUUUUCUGCUAACA
Oncorhynchus masou masou (cherry salmon) is the source of this 1709-nucleotide messenger RNA. Its product is annotated as nuclear factor interleukin-3-regulated protein-like. Gene Ontology annotation, molecular function: DNA-binding transcription factor activity; DNA binding. The transcript is spliced from 2 exons. Gene Ontology annotation, cellular component: nucleus. Gene Ontology annotation, biological process: circadian rhythm; regulation of DNA-templated transcription. The coding region runs from base 469 to 1308 and encodes 279 amino acids. NCBI's taxonomy places the organism in Eukaryota, Metazoa, Chordata, Actinopteri, Salmoniformes, Salmonidae. The record is from RefSeq and is a predicted model, not a curated record.